This is a messenger RNA of Sclerotinia sclerotiorum 1980 UF-70, 120 nucleotides long. RefSeq lists its product as hypothetical. The coding region runs from base 1 to 120 and encodes 39 amino acids. The record is from RefSeq and is a predicted model, not a curated record. Lineage: Eukaryota; Fungi; Ascomycota; Leotiomycetes; Helotiales; Sclerotiniaceae. The transcript is spliced from 2 exons.
AUGGCAACUGAAGCAGCAGCUCGUACUUUCUUCUCCUCACCUUAUUUCGCCGUCUCUUCACCUGGUACACCACCCACGGACUCCCCGCAACCCCCAUCAACCCCUCCUCCACCACCAUAA